AUUUCAUUUCCACACCACGUCCACAACCCACGACCACACACCGUUAACAAUGUUCUCACCCGUAUCUAAUCCCAACUCCCUCCGCCUCCGACCACCGUCACCGCCGCCGCUACACGCAUCCCCCACGGCUCUGCCGUCACCCAACAUCCGUAAUUCAACUCGUACAUCACCUAUCUCCGCCACCGGUGACAACACGUGCUUUGCUACCUCACCACCGUCGUCGUUGUACGGAAUUCUCGGAAUCUCGAUGGAGGCUACCGAAAGUGAGAUCAAAACGGCGUACCGGAGGCUCGCCCGGACGUCACACCCGGAUGUGAAUGACUCAUCCGGAGAGGAGUUUAUGAAAAUCCACGCCGCGUAUUCCACCCUAUCGGAUCCCGAUAAGCGAGCGGAUUACGACCGGAGGAUUUUCCGGACGAGCCGGUCUCAAACGUAUUCGAGUGGCAACGGGUUUAACGGUUAUAGUGGUCGGAACUGGGAGACGGAUCAAUGUUGGUAACACUAAUCGAAGAUUCACCGUUUCAACCGAUCACUGUAUAAUAAUAUGUAUAAUAAUAUGAUAUGAUAUGAAAUGAUAUAGAAUUAACAAUUAGAUUGUACUAAUUAUUUAGCUAAUGAAGUGACCAGUAGGAUAUUAUUACUAAAUUACUA
This is a messenger RNA of Helianthus annuus (common sunflower), 651 nucleotides long. RefSeq names its product chaperone protein dnaJ 11, chloroplastic. Bases 50 to 499 code for a protein of 149 amino acids. NCBI's taxonomy places the organism in Eukaryota, Viridiplantae, Streptophyta, Magnoliopsida, Asterales, Asteraceae. The transcript has a single exon. The record is from RefSeq and is a predicted model, not a curated record.